AGUAACUGGCUUUUAGAGCUGCAUUUUAUAAACACACUGUAAAGGCUGGGUAGGGCUUUUUUGGGCUAUUUUAAGCAAAGCCGUUAAAUUGUCUCAAUGAAACAUUAAAGACGAGCAGCAGCAGCUGCACGCUAGCUCGUGUUGAUAGCACGCGCAGAGUAACCAAGGAAGACACAAAGAGCACAAACAGCUGCUGGCGCUCAGCGUUACAUCCACAGACUGUUACUGAUUCUUUGUAAACAUGACUGAUGAUCUGGCGAUGACAAAAACACGAGCCAAGUCCCGCGAGUCUCCAGCAGAAUCUCCUAACAGCAUGGGAAGCACCGACAGGGGCAUGUAUGCAUCUCCUCCCUGUUCACAAACCGGAUAUACAAAGAGAGAGUUUAUCAUGAUGGCACCUGAAGAAAAGCUCAAACACUUCGACAACCGAGCUCAGGCCCGUGACCACAACCGAGAGUUUGAUGCUUGCAUCCAGGACCUGGUCCGCUGCGUGGCUCUGACUCGGCUGGUUUACGGGGACGGACAUCUGAAACUGGCCCAGGCCCAUGCCAGACUGGCUAAAGCAUAUUUGCAGUUCAAAGGAUGGGCCCCACAGGCUCAGGAGCACUCGGCUCUGGCCAGAGAGCUGCUGCCUUUCUGCUCCUCCGUCUCCCCCCGCAGAGGUGAAAAGCUCCAGGCUCUCAUGUGUCUCCUGGACAUACACCUCACACAGGGAGGUGCCUCACUGCUGACAGCCAAUCUUGAGGAGGCAGAAUCCUCUUUCCUGGAGGCUGAACAAGUCCUCGAGCAGCUCCAUCUACAGGGUGCCAUCAACCAGGAGGAGAAGAUGAAGACAGAGCUGGAAAUCUCCUCUGCUCUAUCCAGGGUCUAUAGGAGACAGAGCAGACACAAGGAGGCCUUAAGCCAGUGUGAGAAGUCCCUGCAGCGGCUGGAGGACUGUGGAAAGCCAGAAAAGACAUGCUCUGUCUAUAGGGACAUGGCUGCCAUAGAGCAGGGCAAAGGUCAUUUAGAUCGAGCCAUAGAGCAUCUCUCCAAGGCUCAUGCCAUUGCUGUGAGUCACAGUUCAGGGGAGCUGGAAGAGGCACAGAUCUCCCACAGCCUUGCCCUCAUGCUCUCUGCUGCCGCCACAGAGCCCCAUCACAAUGAAUCUGCAGGUCACUACUUUGAGCAGAGUCUGAGUGUAUACAAAAGCUCUGCAGGUCCACAGGAUCCGGCCUUUCUUGCAGCCCAGGAUGAUUUCUGUCAUUUCCUCCUCCUCAAUGGCCAGCAAGAGAGAUGUGUGGAGAUCCAGAGAGCUUCUCUCGCUCCAAAGAGGUCUGCUUUUGGUGACCUGAGCGCUGAGGUCUCAGACACCCUCCAGCUGAUCGGAAGUGUGGACAUGAGUGAGGGCAGGAUGAAGCAGGCACACAGGACCAUGACAAAGUGCCUGGAGAUCCAGAGUUUGUUGUACGGUCCUCAGCACAAGAAGACAAAAGCUACACAAAAAGCUGUGGACAUGCUGGCCCGGGCACCAGAGGUGGCUGAGAGACAGAGGCAAGGUACAAGGAAAACAAAAAAUCUCACGCUUUCAGCUCUACCAUCCAGUGGCAAUGAUGGAAACUCAAUGUCUGACUCUUGACAUGUUCUUUUUUUUUGUUUGUCAGUACAAUAAUCUUACAGGUUUUUAUCAAUAACUAUUUUUAAUGAAGUUUAUAUAAAAAAGGCUGCUACUACUGCUGAAAAUUAGCUCCAAUUGCACUAAUCAUGUCCACGUCAUGUUAUACUGAAUGAAAUAUACUGGCUAAGCUUUGAAGAGAUACUCAGAAAACAUACUCCCAGUUGGUUUAAAUCAUGUUACGAUAUUAAUCUAUUUACAAAGAAGGGCUGAAACCUUUUUCACCAAAGCAUUAAUGUUUAAUUGAUAUCAUUUUGUCAGUUAAAGCAAUGUUGUUGGACUAUCCAUGGUGACAAACACUUACUGAACAUUUGACUCAUUAAACAGUCUUCAUACAUCAAUGCAUGUCCUGUAUGCUGUCAUGCACAUUUUUAAUGCUAUGAAAUGGCACAUUAUAUCCAGAUUACACUGUGUACAUAUUGUUUACUGACAGUUACAUAACAGAGAUUCCUUUUUAAAAGAGACAGUUCACGCCCAAAUCAAAAAUACAAUUUUUUUUCUCUCUCCUGUAGUGCUAUUAAUCAGUCUAGAUUGUGUCGAUUUGAGCUGCUGGGUGUUGGAGAUCCAAUAUGAUGGAACUCUAUGGCACUCGGCUUGUAGUGCUCAAAACGCCAAAAAAACAACUAAAGAACAAUCUAU
Messenger RNA from Plectropomus leopardus (leopard coralgrouper), 2293 nucleotides. RefSeq names its product tetratricopeptide repeat domain 23 (gene ttc23). Gene Ontology annotation, molecular function: protein binding. The record is from RefSeq and is a predicted model, not a curated record. Lineage: Eukaryota; Metazoa; Chordata; Actinopteri; Perciformes; Serranidae.